AUGCGGUGGCGGCUGUCUGGCGCCUGUUCGACUCUUCCCGCCAGCGUCGCCCUUCUCCUGCUCCCCGUUCUUGUCGCUCCGCAGCAGCUGCAGGAACCUCUCCAUUCUCACCGCAACGCUUACAAUGACCAUGCCCCCGCCGUGUCCGUCCCUCUUCACUCGACCGGCCCGUCCCAUAAUGCGAUAAAUGUGAAAUCCAACGAUGCGAGCGCCCUGACAACCCUGGCUCUGGCCGGCCCCGGCCGCGCCGUUCGAGCCCCUCCUGCCCAGGCCAGCAGUCCCUCGUCGUCUGCCGGCCUGGCGCCGCAGCUGCAUGCGCGGUCCCUGCAGGAUUGGGAGGUUGAGGAUUUUGUCCUGCUGGCGACCGUCGAUGGUUCCAUUCACGCCCGUGACCGCCACACCGGUGCUUCCCGUUGGGCUCUCGAGGUCCCGAGUAGCCCCGUCGUCGAGAGUAUCUACCAUCGAGCCAACCGGUCGAGUUUCGACAGCACCCAGCCUGAGGAUGACUUUAUCUGGAUCGUCGAACCCAGCCAACAUGGCAGUAUCUACAUCUACAGCCCCGGCCCCGAUGCUGGUUUGCAAAAGUUGGGAUUGACGGUGAAGGACCUCGUCGAUGAGACCCCGUACUCCGGUAUCGAUCCGGCUGUCACAUACACCGCUCGAAAGGAGACGACUCUGUAUACCAUCGAUGCUCGUACCGGAAACAUUCUGCGUGUGUUUAGUUCCCGUGGGCCACUCCCGUCCGGAGCCGAGUGCCGCAAGGUUGAUGAUGGCUUUGACGGUGUCACAGACGCAUGUGAAUCAACCAGUGGCACCUUGGUCCUGGGCCGAGUUGAAUAUGCCGUGGCUAUUCAGAAUACCGAAACUGGUGACCCUAUUUGCACGCUCAAGUACUCCGAGUGGACCCCCAACAACCGCGACGUCGACCUCCAGACCCAGUACUUUAGUAGCAUGGACCAGAGUCACAUCUACAGCAUGCACGAUGGUAUCAUCCUGGGCUUUGACCACUCCCGCAUGGAACGUCCCCGCUACACGCAACGUUUCUCGUCGCCCGUCGUUCGCGUUUUCGACGUCGUACGCUCCGCCAAUGUCGAGUCCCCCGAUGCCCCCACGCCCUUCGUUCUCCUCUCGCAGCCAUUGCAGCCUCCCGACCCCGACUAUGGACCUCUCGACGAACGGGAUGAGCGGGUCUUCAUCGAUACUACCGAGGCAGGUGGCUGGUAUGCCAUGUCCGAAGAGACCUAUCCAUUGGUGACGGGACGGGCCAAGAUGGCUCAGUGCUAUGAGAAGGAUUACUUCAGACAUGGUCAAGCACUCAUGAGUCUGAAUCCUCACCAGCAGCGGGAUGCUCUGGCUGGUGUGCAUUCACUCAAUGGCCCACGCAUCGUCAGUCGGGAACGUCCGAGCAUUGGUGGGUCAUCGGGUACCCACGAUCUAUCCCAUCACGAUUUGCCCCACGAUUUGAUCAGGACCCCAUCCGAAUUGGCUUUGCCGCCCGCCCUGCGACACAGCACUAUCAUUCGCAAGGGAUGGGACAAUGCUCUGGACAUUUUUGUCACCCUGCUGUUACUCUUCUUUGGCACCUUCAUCUACUUCAAUUCGCACAACAUCCAAGAGUUGGCCAAGCAGAAGCUCGACUUGAAGAAUAUCAUUUCCUCGGACCAACCGCCCUUGUCAACUCCAUCAACUCCCAUUGUCAAUGGCAACACGGAUGUGAAGCGUGAACCCAGUCGGAUCCGACCGGUGCCCAAUGUUACAGUCGACCUGGAUGUAUCUGCGGAGCAACAAGCGCGGGACCAGACUCCAAGGCCACGGCGGGAUCGCAGUGCCUCAGUUCCAGACACUCCAUUAGCCGGCGACGCAUCCUUGGCUGCCGACGCGACGCCUCGCGUCCGAAUUCGGGAACCCUCUCGCGGUCCUGAUGACGAGGAUGAUGUGGAGGAUUUGAAUCUCCAGAGCCCUGAGAAACCCAAGAAGAAGGCACGACGAGGUCGUCGUGGUGGCAAAUCUCACAAGAGAAACAAGAAGCCCGGUAGUGAAGACGACAACAAGGAUCAGGAAGAUCAGGUCGUGAAAGAUGUCCAGAACAUUCAGCCAAUGUCGCGUCUGGGCCCCGACGUGCAGUUGUCUCGGACUCUGCCCAACGAAGUCGUUGAGAUGGAUGGUGUUGUCCAAAUUGGCCGGUUGAAGGUGCACACGGAUGUGGUUCUGGGCCACGGCAGUCAUGGAACAGUUGUUUAUCGAGGCUCGUUCGAUGGCCGUGACGUGGCUGUCAAGCGUAUGCUGGUCGAGUUCUACGACAUUGCCUCGCAUGAGGUUGGCUUGCUGCAGGAAAGUGAUGAUCACGGCAAUGUCAUUCGCUAUUUCUGUCGCGAACAAGCGGCCGGCUUUUUAUACAUUGCUUUGGAACUAUGUCCCGCCUCGCUGCAGGAUGUUGUCGAACGACCGGCCCACUAUCCCGCACUCGUUGGAAGCGGCCUUGACGUACCUGACAUGUUGCGGCAAAUCAUUGGCGGCGUUCGCUAUCUCCAUUCUCUUAAGAUUGUGCACCGUGACUUGAAGCCGCAAAAUAUUCUCGUGGCCAUGCCUCGCGGCCGCACGGGAUCGCGGUCUCUGCGAUUGCUCAUUUCGGACUUUGGCCUGUGCAAGAAGCUGGACGACAAUCAAAGCUCGUUCCGUGCCACCACCGCUCAUGCCGCAGGAACGUCUGGCUGGCGAGCACCUGAACUGCUGGUUGACGAUGACAAGAGUCCGAUCACACAAGGUGUUGAGUCUCAGCAUACGGAAUCCUCCGAGCCCGCAGUCGUGGAUCCUCAAACCAACCGACGUGCCACACGUGCUAUCGAUAUUUUCUCGCUGGGUUGUGUAUUCUACUAUGUGCUCACCCGGGGUGAUCAUCCGUUCGAUAAGAAUGGCAAGUUCAUGCGGGAAGCCAACAUUGUCAAGGGCAACUUUAAUCUCGAUGAGCUUCAGCAUCUGGGAGACUAUGCGUAUGAGGCGGAUGAUUUGAUUCGGUCUAUGUUGUCAUUGGACCCUCGCAAGCGCCCCGAUGCCAGUGCAGUGUUGAUGCACCCCUUCUUCUGGCCGCCAUCGGACCGCCUCGCCUUCCUAUGCGACGUGUCCGACCACUUUGAGUUUGAACCCCGGGAUCCGCCCUCGGAUGCUCUUUUAUGUCUGGAAUCGGUGGCCGAGCGGGUCAUGGGACCUGAAAUGGACUUUUUGCGCUUGCUCCCACGGGAUUUCAAGGAUAGUCUGGGCAAGCAACGCAAAUACACGGGAUCCAAGAUGCUGGAUCUGCUACGAGCGCUGCGCAACAAGCGCAACCACUACAACGAUAUGCCGGCGCAUCUCAAGGCGCACAUUGGCGGAUUGCCGGAAGGAUACCUGAACUUCUGGACCGUGCGAUUCCCGAGUCUGUUGAUGAGCUGCCACUCGGUGAUUGCGGAACUGGAGUUGACAAACAUUGACCGGUUCAAGCGGUACUUCAGCGUGAUGGAUUGA
Aspergillus chevalieri is the source of this 3501-nucleotide messenger RNA. It is a transcript of the gene ireA, whose product is annotated as bifunctional endoribonuclease/protein kinase IRE1. Gene Ontology annotation, cellular component: IRE1-TRAF2-ASK1 complex. Gene Ontology annotation, molecular function: ATP binding; RNA endonuclease activity; protein serine/threonine kinase activity. Bases 1 to 3501 code for a protein of 1166 amino acids. Gene Ontology annotation, biological process: mRNA processing; IRE1-mediated unfolded protein response; protein phosphorylation. The transcript is spliced from 2 exons. The record is from RefSeq and is a predicted model, not a curated record. NCBI's taxonomy places the organism in Eukaryota, Fungi, Ascomycota, Eurotiomycetes, Eurotiales, Aspergillaceae.